AUGACAUUUGUGUAUCUUUAUGAUGGACUCUGCUACUUAACUAUCGCCUUUGCUCCCUAUCGUCCACGAUCCCCUUCCUCACAACAUCUACGAAAUUCUGUUCGCAGAGCCAUACUAGUACAUACAGUGUUUGUCAGCUGUCGUUGUCGUUCUCAGCACACAUCCCAUCCCCUUUCGUUAAAACAAAAAAAAACGUUGGUUGCCAUCGUCGCAACAACAACAGAACAGAGCCGCGCUCCCAGCCAGCCAGCCCCCAUUGAGAUUCUCCGACUAACACCAAAACCGAAGAGAACACAAAUAGGCACCACCACCUAG
Morchella importuna is the source of this 315-nucleotide messenger RNA. RefSeq lists its product as uncharacterized. The coding region runs from base 1 to 315 and encodes 104 amino acids. The transcript has 4 exons. NCBI's taxonomy places the organism in Eukaryota, Fungi, Ascomycota, Pezizomycetes, Pezizales, Morchellaceae. The record is from RefSeq and is a predicted model, not a curated record.